UCAACGUCAUACAGCGCACGAGGGAAGUUAAGUGGGGAAGCAAUUUGUCCAGGGGCAACAUUCAAGAAAAACAAGUCGGCUCAGACCCAAAGAAUGACCACCCCAUUCUAGGGGCCAUCUAAAAAGGGAUACUCUCCCUCUCCCAAACUGUAUGAUCCCCUCACCAGGCCGGCAGGAGGAAGGAGUCUGAGUUUAAUGAGGGACCAGGGGGCGGGCUAAAUAUGCAAAAAGAGCAGCCUCUGGCCUUGGGGGCUCGUUCUUGCGGGGACCAGCGUGAUAGGGAUGAGCAGGGCAUCUUUUAGAACGGGGGGCCUUCUCUACAGGAAGAGGCCGCGAGCCCCGGGCAUGCUUAAACCACGGUCCUCAGCGCCACCUGUGCGACUCGGGAUCCAACCUCCCCGCACCAGCCCCAGUCCAGGUACCUGGAACUUAGUCCGAUCGGUAACCGGCGACUACGUGGGGUACAGGUUACCCGAGCGCGCCCCCGACUGACGCACCGACCUGCGCGCGCACCGCGGGCCGGAUGCGUGCGCGCCCCCGGACGUCCCGCCCCGCCCCCUCUGCCGCCCGCGAGCCGGGAGGCGUGCGCGCCCCCGGACGCACCGAGCCGGGCACUCGGAAAGGCGUCCCUGCGGUGCCUGAAAGGUCUUUACUCCGCGCGGGCGUCGUGGAUGGCGAGUGGCGUGGAGUCUGGAACUAUCAGAAGCGCCCUGUUACGAGAGGCGGUGCAGGGAGACCAUCCCGGGAAGAACGGAGGGCAGUUGGGGGGCUGGGGUUAUUUCGGGCAGUCAGGUGGGCGACCCGCAGGGGCGUCUGGAAGGCCCGCGUCGUUAGGGAGCGUAGGAGCGGCGUUUCUGGUUACGGGGUCGGACAAAGGGCAAAGGUCAGCCUUCUGGUUGGAGAGCACCUCCUUUUUUGCCAUGGCGGCGUCUGGGGAACCCGGCCGGCAGUGGCAGGAGGAGGUGGCGGCGGUGGUAGUGGUGGGCUCCUGCAUGACCGACCUGGUCAGAUUUUCUUCGGCUGCUUUCACACUGCAACAGCAGAGCCGAAUCGCUGCAAAAGAGACCGUCUGACCAACAGUGUCCGAACUAUUACCCAUCUGGCCUCUUAUGGGAAAAAAAAUGUUCCAACCCCUGAUCUAGACCAUCCAAAAUCUUACCAGGAAAUUGUAUCUGCACUCAUUGAGGAACUUGACCCAAGUAACCUCCUAGGUUUCUUUCUAUCGAUAUAUCCAGAGGGGAACAAUUUUCUGUGGGAAGGCAGAACUCACCAGGAGUGGCGGAGACCCAGACAGGUUGGCAAAGAUUCUUUUGGCAAUGAUUAUAUAGAAAACUUAAAACAGAAUGAUAUUUCUACAGAAUUUACAUAUCAGACUCAAGAUGCUGCUACAGGAACUGCUUCUAUAAUUGUCAAUAAUGAAGGCCAGAAUAUCAUCAUAAUAGUGGCCGGAGCGAAUUUACUUUUGAAUACUGAAGACCUGAGGGAAGCAGCCAAGGCCAUCAGCAGAGCCAAAGUAAUGAUCUGCCAGCUAGAAGUAACUCCGGAAACUUCUUUGGAAGCCCUGACCAUGGCCCACAGCAAUGGAGUGAAAACAUUGUUCAAUCCAGCUCCUGCCAUUGCUGACCUGGAUCCUCGCUUCUACGCCCUCUCAGAUGUGUUCUGCUGCAAUGAAACUGAGGCUGAGAUCCUAACUGGCCUCACGGUCAGCAGCCCUGCAGACGCUGGGAAGGCUGCACAGGUGCUCUUGGAAAGGGGGUGCCAGGUCGUAAUCAUCACCUUAGGUGCUGAAGGCUGUGUGAUGCUGUCACAGACAGAACCUGUCCCAAAGCACAUCCCCACAGAGAAGGUCAAGGCUGUGGAUACCACGUACAGCCGCGGCUUGUGGUCCCAAGAAGCAUCUGAAGCACGUAGCAGCUCCAAAGACUGGAUGCUGGAUAAACUGAUGUGUUUGCCCCUUGUCCAUCUACUGGUCCCCAUAAGCUGAGAGAAUAUCUCUCUCUCAUCAUUUUCCUAAGGAACAGACUUGAGUAUGCCCUCACAGCACAUAAAGUAAAGAUCAGUAUGCAGCAUUUUACCAAGAUUGAUGGCAAGAUCCCAACUGAUAACAACCUACCCUGCUGGUUUUAUGGAUGACAUCAACAUUGACAAGACUGGGGAGAAUUUCUGUCUGAUCUGUCACACCAAGAGCUGCUUUGCUGUUCAUAAUAUUGCACCUGAGGAGGCCAAGUAUCAGUUGUGCAAAGUGAGAAAGAUCUUUGUGGGAACAAAAGGAAUCCCUCACCUGGUCACCCAUUAUGCUUGCAUCAUCUGCUAUGCUGAUCCCCUCAUCAAGGUGAAGGACACCAUUCACACUGAUGGCGGAGACUGGAAAGGUUACUGCUUUCAUCAAGUUUGGCACUGGUAAUCUGUGAGUGGUGACCAGGGAUGCCAACCUGGGAAGAACUGGUAUAAUCACCAACAGAGAGAGAGAGACACCCUGGUUCUUUUGAUGUAGCUGGCGUGAAAGAUGCCAAUGCAAGAGCUUUGCCACUUGGCUCUCCAACACCUUUGUUAUUGGCAAAGGCAACAAACCGUGGCUUUCUCUCCCCCUUGGAAAGGGUGUCUGCCUCACCAUUGCUGAAGAGAGAAACAAGAGACUGGCGGCCAGAGCAGUGGAUAAAAUGGUCUGUAGGUGAUAUGAUUGGAAGUCUUUAUACUUAAUUAAAGAUAAUACAGCAUGAUUAAAAAAAGAAGGAAAAUUCUGACGUGAUCUACCAGUUAUUAGUAACUCAGGAACAGUCAGAUGGAAGUGACGCGUAGGUGUGGGCAAGGGGCGCACAGGUCACUCUCCCAUAGUCAAUAUGUGUUCACCAACCCAGAAGCUCCAGUACAGUUCUUACUAAGAAACAUUUAUAAAGAGGCUGUUCAGAAUCAAGGGCACAAAAAUUAAGCAAAUGGCCUGGAGUUUUAAAAUAAAUCAUUGGUUUGCUAGUUUACUUCACAUAACUCUGCUCACAAAACCCAAAAACAAAACUGGGCUUCUACCAAUAGCAAUCAGCUGCUGUCUUUUGUAAGAAGGCAAUCUUGCCUUGGAAACACUUGUCUCUCCUGGACAAAUACUUCUACCUACCGAGACUAUUUAAAGUUACCAUUUAUUAUGGCAUUUUAGCAGAGAGUACAAAUGACAUUUCUUAACUUCCUCCAUCAAUAUAUAGAUACCAUACUCCUUUAAUUCAAAUCGGGACCUAACUGCCUGCCACUGUUAAAUGAUCCCAGGAGGAUAUUCCCUCCCCUUCUGAAGACACUCUUUUCUUUCCGUUUCCAGAACAGUAUCACCUAUUCUGUUUACAUAGCUGGUUUCUUUACCAGAUCUAUCCUAUUCAAGAAUAAGAUAAAGGUGGAAUCUGCCUCUCCCCAA
This is a messenger RNA of Felis catus (domestic cat), 3397 nucleotides long. It is a transcript of the gene RBKS, whose product is annotated as ribokinase. Gene Ontology annotation, molecular function: ribokinase activity. The transcript has 8 exons. Gene Ontology annotation, biological process: D-ribose metabolic process. The coding region runs from base 524 to 1984 and encodes 486 amino acids. Lineage: Eukaryota; Metazoa; Chordata; Mammalia; Carnivora; Felidae. The record is from RefSeq and is a predicted model, not a curated record.